AUGGCAAAAACUAUACCGAAAAUUAGUUCGCGUCGGAAUGGGUGUAUUAGUUCACGUAAUGGUGCACGUAGAAUACCAAAGGGAGUUAUUCAUGUUCAAGCAAGUUUCAAUAAUACCAUUGUCACUGUUACAGAUGUACGGGGUCUAGUAGUUUCUUGGUCCUCACCUGGUCCUUCUGGAUUCAAAGGUACGAGAAGAGGAACACCGUUUGCUGCUCAAACCACAACAACAAACGUUAUCCGUACAGUAGUGGAUCAAGGCCAAGCCGACACAAUAGGCAUUGCGAUGCGAAGAGCUUUACUUGGGAAAAUAAAAGGAACAUGUAUCACACGUGUAAAAUCUGAGAAAGUACCACAUGAAUAUUCUACCAUAAUGGGCAUUCAAGAAUCGGUACAUGAAAUUUUAAUGAAUUUGAAAGAGAUUGUAUUGAGAAAUAAUUUAUAUGGAUCUUCUGACGCGUCUAUUUGUGUCAAGGGUCCUGGAUAUGUAAUUGCUCAAGAUAUCAUCUUGCCACCUUAG
Molecule: messenger RNA, 519 nt
Organism: Solanum verrucosum
Lineage: Eukaryota; Viridiplantae; Streptophyta; Magnoliopsida; Solanales; Solanaceae
Product: 30S ribosomal protein S11, chloroplastic-like
Exons: 2
Coding region: 1-519 (172 amino acids)
Biological process (GO): translation; maturation of SSU-rRNA from tricistronic rRNA transcript (SSU-rRNA, 5.8S rRNA, LSU-rRNA); DNA-templated transcription
Cellular component (GO): mitochondrial small ribosomal subunit; ribosome
Molecular function (GO): small ribosomal subunit rRNA binding; structural constituent of ribosome; DNA-directed RNA polymerase activity
Source: RefSeq, a predicted model, not a curated record